This is a messenger RNA of Musca domestica (house fly), 2533 nucleotides long. RefSeq names its product AP-2 complex subunit mu (gene AP-2mu). Gene Ontology annotation, biological process: clathrin-dependent endocytosis; intracellular protein transport. The transcript is spliced from 4 exons. The record is from RefSeq and is a predicted model, not a curated record. Bases 206 to 1519 code for a protein of 437 amino acids. Gene Ontology annotation, cellular component: AP-2 adaptor complex; cytoplasmic vesicle. NCBI's taxonomy places the organism in Eukaryota, Metazoa, Arthropoda, Insecta, Diptera, Muscidae. Gene Ontology annotation, molecular function: clathrin-cargo adaptor activity.
ACCAGCGAUUUAAAGUUGAAAGUCGACUUACGUGCACCUACAUGAAAAAAGGGGAGUGAAAAAGAAAUAGAGAAUUUCUUUGACGAAAUCAGUGAAAUCAAAUUAAGAAUAAUUUGCUGUGCUGUAAAAGCCUCGGUUUGCAUAAUUCAUCGGAGGAGGAGAAUCGGAACAUUUCUUCUAUUCUAGAUCCGAACAAUUUCUCAAAAUGAUCGGUGGUUUGUUUGUAUACAACCACAAAGGUGAAGUGCUCAUCAGCCGUGUCUAUCGCGAUGACAUUGGACGUAAUGCUGUGGAUGCCUUUCGCGUCAAUGUAAUCCAUGCUCGCCAGCAAGUCCGUUCUCCGGUCACCAAUAUAGCUCGCACCAGUUUUUUCCACAUAAAGCGUGCUAAUAUUUGGUUGGCUGCUGUGACCAAACAAAAUGUCAACGCCGCCAUGGUCUUUGAGUUCUUGCUGAAGAUCAUUGAGGUCAUGCAGUCGUACUUUGGCAAAAUAUCCGAAGAAAACAUUAAAAACAACUUUGUCCUAAUUUACGAGUUGCUGGAUGAAAUACUCGAUUUUGGCUAUCCCCAAAAUACCGAUUCGGGUACAUUGAAAACGUUCAUUACCCAGCAGGGCAUUAAGUCGGCAACGAAAGAGGAGCAAAUGCAAAUAACAUCUCAAGUUACCGGUCAAAUUGGUUGGAGACGAGAAGGUAUCAAAUACCGACGCAAUGAAUUGUUUUUGGAUGUUUUGGAAUAUGUUAAUUUGCUAAUGAGCCCCCAGGGGCAGGUGCUUUCAGCCCAUGUUGCUGGCCGAGUUGUUAUGAAAUCAUAUUUGUCUGGUAUGCCUGAAUGCAAAUUCGGUAUUAAUGACAAAAUUGUUAUGGAAUCUAGAGGUCGUGGAUUAUCUGGUAAUUCUGAGGCCGAUACUUCUCGCUCAGGCAAACCGGUGGUGGUUAUUGACGAUUGUCAGUUCCACCAGUGCGUUAAGCUCAGUAAAUUUGAAACAGAACAUUCGAUAAGUUUUAUACCGCCGGACGGUGAAUUCGAAUUGAUGCGUUAUCGUACAACCAAAGAUAUUUCGCUGCCAUUCCGUGUUAUACCUCUUGUGCGUGAAGUUGGACGCACCAAAAUGGAAGUGAAGGUGGUAUUGAAAUCAAAUUUCAAGCCAUCCUUGUUGGGUCAAAAGAUCGAAGUUAAAAUACCCACGCCCCUUAACACCUCGGGUGUCCAAUUGAUUUGCUUAAAGGGUAAAGCCAAAUACAAGGCCUCCGAAAAUGCCAUUGUGUGGAAGAUAAAACGCAUGGCAGGCAUGAAGGAAACCCAAUUGUCAGCCGAAAUAGAACUCCUCGAAACAGACACGAAAAAGAAGUGGACACGUCCACCCAUUUCCAUGAACUUCGAAGUACCUUUUGCACCAUCUGGUUUUAAAGUGCGCUAUUUGAAAGUAUUCGAACCAAAACUAAACUAUUCCGAUCACGAUGUUGUGAAAUGGGUGCGUUAUAUCGGUCGCAGUGGAUUGUACGAAACACGCUGUUAAACGCCUAGUGUUUUUGCAAAAGAAACAAAAAACUUGAUUAGGAAUGGCCUCAAAGAUCACUCAAUUUUUCUUUUUUCAAACAAAAAAAUAUCGAUGGUAAUAAAUGAGAAAAGGAAAACACUUUACAUGAACCCUUAUUGUAUUUGUAUUCCUUCGUGUUGAUGCAUCGUGCAGGUAUUUAAUCAAUUUGAAAAAUUGAAUCAUGAAUAAAUAUUUGAAAAGUUAAGAUUACAAAUAUAUUAUUAUAAUAAUUCCAAUAAAAAUAUAUACAAUAUAUUCUUUAAUCUACUAUACACAUGUAUUCCUACAAACACAAGAAAUUUAUUUAAAAACAACAUACCCUGUAUUCAUUUAAAUGCUUUAUGUAAUUGUAUUAAUUUUAUAUAAUCCUUAUAUAAUGUAUAGCGUUAUCAAUGAUAUACACUUACUUUAUUUUUUAAUAUUUUGUGUAUUUUUCUCCUUCUUUUUGAAAAAGUUUACAAACACUUUUGAAGACAAAUAAUCUCCAUUGAAAACAGUUAUUGUUAGUUUUAGUCAAAUAUAAGUUAUAUUGGUUCUCGGAAUAUACUCUCAACGUUAUAAUAAUGCAAGUGUUCAUAUACGAUUAAAUAGCCAUAAUUCCAACUGAAGUUAAUGAACAAUACCAUUAUAAAAAUAAACUUAUCAUGAAAAUGUAAAAUGCAUGAACCCGAAAAAUAUAUUCCAAAAUAUUAUGUUAAAAAAAAUAAACAAGAUUAACCAAUAAAAUAUUCUCAAAUCCAUGACGUGGCAUCGAUUUAAUUUGAUAUUAUUUGUACUACUACACGCCGCCGCAACAGCUUACGAUGGGUGGAGAUUGUAAAAAUUGCCCAACAAUUUAAAUCUACAAUGAAAUGUUAUAAGUUGCAAUUGACAUGAGCAUUUGUAUAAUGCACCCAACCAAAAUAUGAAGCUAGAACGUGUAAAUCGUUAAUUAGAUAAAAAUAUACAAAGACAAAAUAAAUAUUAUAAAUAAAGAUCACAGUAAACACAGUA